CAGCACGAUGCAGCAGGCCGUAGAACGAGCUCUGGACCGUGCGGACUAUGUCAUCGCGAGUGCCCAGCAGAGGCCUCCUAAAAGGAAAUGCUCGUCGAGUGGGGCAGCCUCUCUGUUUGAAAAGCUCUAUGACAUCUACGUGGAAGAGUGUGGGAAAGAGCCCGAGGCUACGGAGGAACUGAGAAGCAACGCGAACUUGUUAGAGAAGCUGGUUAGGAGAGAGUCGUUGGCGUGUUUAGUGGUCAACCUACACCCAGGAGGGGAGGGAUAUUCGCUGAUGCUGGAGGGGAAGCAGGGCUCCUGCUCGGAGACCAUUCGGCUGCCUUACGAGGAAGGCGAGCUGCUCGAAUACCUGGAUGCUGAAGAGUUGCCUCCUGCCCUGGUGGAUCUCCUGGAACAAUCUCAGGUUAACAUUUUCCACUGUGGGUGUGUCAUAGCACAGGUACGGGACUACAGGCAGUGCAGCCACGGGGAGCCUGCCGGCUACCAGACCAGGCACGUUCUCCUGCGCCCCACGAUGCAGACCUUAGCCUGCGACAUGCAGUCCAUAACCAGCGACGGCCAGCAGUGGACCGAGGAAGAGAAACUGUUGCUUGAGAGCCAGCUGAUCUUGGCCACCGCCGAACCCCUGUGUCUUGACCCUUCUCUGUCAGUAGCCUGCGCUGCAAACAGGCUGCUCUAUAACAAGCAGAAGAUGAACACUCGCCCGAUGAAAAGGAGCUUCAGGAGGUAUUCCGCACCCUCUCUGACUCGCCAGCAGGAGCUGUCUCAAUACCUACCUCCUCCUGAGCUGAGAGUAUUGACUUCUUUCAAAAAAAGCAAAGAAAGUAAAACAAGUGAGAAUUCUGACUUCAUAAUUUCUAAAGCAGAUUAUUCUGUAGAUACGUGGAAACAGAGACCCUGUGACUUGGCCAUCCCUUCUGAAGUGGAUGUGCAGAAAUAUGUCAAAUGGGAGAAGUUUGUUAAAUAUGAUAACUCAAAAUCAACAGUCUUGCCAGCCCAUGAGGUAAAAGAUGAUUCUGUAUUUGGAUAUGAAGGUGGUGAUGAGUCUCAGACAACAAAGGCAACCUUCAUGAAGUCGCUAAAUGAUCCACUUAUCUCUGGAAAAAGAAAGCGACGUAAAAAAGUCAGAAAUGAGAGACCGAUGUCUCCUCCACACCCUUCCACAGAUGACCAUUCAAAUAAUGUGCUUCCUGGGUCCAAGAGUGAUACUGAGGUUGUAAUCAUUCAGUCAGAGGUCUUGGUCCAUCAGAAGGCCCAGUGUCCGGUCACCACGUCAUCAUACAGCUCCAGUGGAUCAGCCAGCCCCAGCAGACUUCCUCCAGAGAAAGAAACAGAACAGCCUAAGAUCUUGUCCUUUCAGUCUUCAGUCCUGGGGAAGGGAGUCAGACAUCCAUCUACAACCAUCAAACUUCCCUCGAGCUCAGGAAAGAAUUUGUCAGGUGACAGUUUUACUCCAUUGCAAGGAAGCAGCUUUCUUAAAUCUCCAUCUCCUGUUCUUGCUUCUAAGCUACCAGGUCUUUCCCAGAAAUCAUCUACGGAUGUGAUUCGAGUUACCAUGCUUCCUCCAGCCUCUUUGUCCACUACCAGCUCAUCACAAAGACCUCUGGCCCCCCAAGUCACAGCCGACUCCAGUGGCCAAAACAUCAUCAAAGUGGUGGGCCCUCGUUAUGGAGUCCAGGCUUUGGGGAGUGGAUCUGGUUCUGGGCAAGGCUCUACCUCUGGGACCACAGCUCCUUCGGGAACCAAGCCCAGUAGCCUGCCUUCGGGAGCUCAGCCACCACAGGCUCCUUCUCAAGUAGGUGUUCAAUUUAUUUUAAAAAUUGCCUCAAAUAUUAGGCCAGUAACUGUACUCCAGCUUCCAGAAAGUUCUCUCCUUUUGAACACCCAGCAGCAGCCUCAGCAACAGUGGCUUUAUCAGUUGAUUCCACAACAACCUCAGCAACCCACUACUUCUAGUCAACAGCCCACAACUUCCUGUCCUCAGCAGCCAGUGCCACAGGGUUCAAGUGCAGAAGGUUCAUCUGGUCAGAGAGCAGCCUCAUCUGCUCAGCAAGACAUUGUCCUUAACCUCCCUGGAGCAGGAAGUUUUCUGCAGCCCCAGGCAGCAGUGGUGGUGCCUUUAGGCUCUGUGGAGAGCCAGAAAACAUCGGAGCAGAGCCAUCCUGGGCAAACAGUACAGCUGUCCCCUGCCUCACAGCCACAGCCCAAGCAGCAGGUACAGUUGAGAAUUUUGCAGGGCCCAGUGGCUGUGGCAACUGCAGUCGCCCAGACAGCUCAGCUACAUCCACUUAGUGAGCAGACAGCAAACCAGUCAAAAGGUAAAAUGAAGAGAAGCACAUCAACUACUCCAGAAUCCUAGAUCUUACAUCACUUUUCUUUCUGUUUCUAAAAAAGCAAGACAAAAACAUUGAAGCAAAGGGUUUCUGAAUUUUUACUUCGUCUUUAAUGUCUCAGUAUUUGAACUGCUGGGUAUACAAACCAUACAGAAGCACAACCUAGUGCUUUUGAUAUAAAAACAGGGAAAUGGUUUAAUGAAAAAACAAAUGAAUGGAUGGACUUUGAUGUUAACCACCAUCAGGUCAAUAUCCCAGCUCUGCAAUUUGUCAACUUUAAGCCUAUUUCCUAACUUCACUGAGUCUCCAUUUCUUUAUCUGUAAACUAUGAAUAGGAAUAAUCACUUGUUAAGUUUAUUGUCAAGGUUAAUGUAAGACAUUAAAUAUUGAAAUUGAAGUAUUUUAAUAUAAAUAGCAAAUAUUUGAAAGAAAUAAACAUAAGUAUUUAUGCUUAAAAUAAACUAUAAAAAUAAUGUUAGUCCAAAUAACAGUAUUGUUACAUUACAUAAAAGCCAACCUUGGAAUCAACAGCAAAUAUGCCACAGGAACUUAAUUAUUCAAAAAAAACCACACUAGACUUUUAAAUGUAUAAAUUAUACAUGUACACAUCUUUGAGAUUUUCAAAGUACAUAGAUAUAGGUACAGCUAUAGACAUAUAUAUAUAGAUAUAGAGAUUUUAAUCCUCUAUUAAAUAAACAGUAGCCUUUUUACUCUACCUAGAUGCCCCACAUUUUGAAUUCUCUCUCUGUCUGAUAAAACUGGAUGCAUUAGGCACUUGUAAUUUCGUUCUUCAGUAAUUGAGGAAUGAUUUGGAUAUAUGACUCAAUAUCAUUUGCCAGACAAUAUUAUUCAAAUGCAUUAUUCAUGUGGUGCUUAUUAUUUUGCAAACAUUUCAUAAUAUACAAAUGCACCUGCUAUCUGCCUCUUGCUCCUCUAUUCUGUCUCAAUUAUUUUGUCCCCAUCAGACAAGAUAAUAAUCACAAGAGAGAAAAGGCAAAAGUUUCUUGACUUAUAAUGGACAAGUAAAUGAAAAUUGUGAAGUUUAGAUGAACUGGUGAAACAAACUACAACAGGGAAUUAUAGAGACAAGAAUAAAUAAUUGUGAUAUGAAAAUAUCUUUAAUAUAGCUGCUAAUUUAAAAUGAUUUCUGCAGCUCAUAAACAGUAUAUUUUAUGAUAGCAGUGUACAGUAAGAAACUUAAUGGCUACAUUAAAACCCCUUCCUCCCCAAUUUAAGUGAAUUCAUAAAUGUGGAUAAUACUUUUAAAACACUUAUAUGUAGCGGCACUUGAGUGGCUCAGUUGGUUAAUCAUUCGACUCUUGCUUUCUGGUCAGGUCAUGAUCUCAGGGUCCUGAGGCAGAGCCCUGCCCUCAGCAGGGAAUCUGCUUCUCCCCUCCUCAAAUAAAUAAAUCUUUUAAAAAAUAAAAUAGAAUACUUAUUUAGGUGACAAAAAUGUCACCUUCAGGAGUUUUUGGAAUCGAAGUUUGCUUGAAAAGAAUGAGCUAUUGGAAACAUCAUAAAAUAUAUUUGUUAACAUUAUAUGGUCUCAUUCAUUUGGGGAAUAUAAAAAAUGGUGAAAGGGAAUAAAAGGGAAAGGAGAAAAAUGAGUGGGAAAUAUCAGAAAGGGAGACAGAACA
Messenger RNA from Canis lupus familiaris (dog), 3973 nucleotides. RefSeq names its product transcription factor SPT20 homolog. The record is from RefSeq and is a predicted model, not a curated record. Gene Ontology annotation, biological process: regulation of transcription by RNA polymerase II. The transcript is spliced from 3 exons. Gene Ontology annotation, cellular component: SAGA complex. The coding region runs from base 8 to 2362 and encodes 784 amino acids. NCBI's taxonomy places the organism in Eukaryota, Metazoa, Chordata, Mammalia, Carnivora, Canidae. Gene Ontology annotation, molecular function: transcription coregulator activity.